UGAGAAGGUGGUGGGAUCAGGUGCCAUAAUCAAAAUUCUCAAGACAUCCUUUUCUUUUCCUCUACAUGAAAGCUGAACUUUAAUCACUGUGUCAAUGUGGCAUGCUCUCUCUCUCUCUCUCUCUCUCUCUCUCUCUCUAAUAAAAGAUGAACUGAAAAGACAUCAACCCCAAUUCCUACUCCUUCGCUUUCUCACUGACUUCAUUUGGGUAUCUUCUUCCACCUCCCUCUCUGUAUCCCUGCGUCCUUUAAUUUGCCACAUCCCCCAUUCAAAGGCCUGCCUGCUCAUCAGUCAUCACCCAACCCAUCAUCCAUGUCCUGCACACCCCCCUCCUAUUUAACUCUCCCCACCCCCCCGCUCACAAUUGAAAAUUCAUGCAUCUAAUCUGCGGAUGUCGUGAAGGAAAGCUUCAUCCCUUGACCUCCACGAUUUUAAGAUGAUCAAAAUUCUGGUGAGGCCGAAGAGUGCUUGAUCGAAGAACUUGUCAUCCCCUUCAAUCCUCGUUUUUGCUGUUGUUAAUUCUUAUUUCUUUUCGUCCGAAAUCGGAAAGGAUUAGUGUCAACUGGGGUAGUUUGAUGUGUUCCGGAAUUGGGAUUGUGUAGCAGUACAGUACCCUUUUGUCAUAUAUAUCCUCUACCUCCUUCUCUUUCCCUUGCCCUUAUCCAACCUAUUGACCAACUCGGAAGAUGCCUUUUUCUUACUGGGGGUACUGUUAUCUUGAAACCCUCAAAACCCUGGAACAGAGAGUAUCGUAGCUCAAGAUCAGAGUCUUGCCAGUUCCCUCUUUCGUUGAAAAGUGAAAUCAGAUGAAGCAAAAACCCAAAAGAAAGCACUGACAUGCUCAAAUACAUAUAUGCAUGCUCUCCCGCUUCCUGUACCCCUUGCAAUAAACGAAUUCUCUACUCAUCACCUCCUUUGUGGUCCGAUUUGGUGUCAAAACGCCCUGCACGAACCAAGUUAAUCCCUAGCUUGUUGCAUAACAACAACAACAACAAAGGAAUUGAAGUCCUUUUUCCCCCUUGCUACCUCAUUCUCAUCUUGAAUUAGAAGCUAGCUGCUGCAAAAGAAAAUCAAAGUGAAAAUGGUGACGCUUCACCACCGUCCGCCUCGACUGGUACUCCUCGAAGCCGAAGUGGGUGCAGCGUCGCCGCCCACCACUGGAGGCAGAACGCGCAGCUCCUACACCAACGAGGCCAAUUUCGACACCAACAUGGUCAUCAUCCUCGCCGCUUUGCUAUGCGCGCUUAUAUGCGCCCUGGGCUUGAACUCUAUCGUGCGCUGUGCUCUCCGCUGCAGCCGCAGGUUCACUUUCGAAACGCCAGGUGAGACGGCCGCGCGGUUCGCGGCGACGGGGCUGAAGAAGAGCGCUCUGCGGCAGAUUCCGGUGGUGGUUUACGGUUCGUCGGGGGUUAACGUUCCGGCGACGGAUUGCGCGAUUUGUCUGGGAGAGUUCGUGGGCGGAGAGAAGAUAAGGGUACUGCCCAAGUGUCGGCAUGGGUUUCAUGUGAGGUGCAUAGACACGUGGCUGCUUUCGCACUCAUCUUGUCCCACUUGCCGGCAGUCUUUGCCGGAGAAUCUAUCGGCCUCGGGUGCAGGGGAUGGCGACACCGGGAUCCAGCCGACGGGGAAUGCAGCGGCAGGGCAUGGGGAAGUGAAUCUAGCAGUAGAGGAGGUGAGUUGAUCAGCCUCUGAAAACACAUUCAUGAAAAUUUCACGGGGGAAAUCAAAAACAGAGCAAGCCUAGAGGCUCUAGCUUUUUUUGAUUUUUUUUUUUAAAUUUUUUAUUUUAUGUAUCUGAGGUGUUGGUUGGGUGGGGGGGGGGGGGGGGUUACAAGUCUAUUUGUGUAAUUAUGCAUAGGGAAGUAUGUUGGGUGGUAGCAAUUGAAGUAUUGAAAAAUCCAUGGAUUGAGAUAGCAAAGAUAGCUUUAAUUUAAUGGAUUGGAUUAAUGUAUAUGUGCUUUG
Malania oleifera is the source of this 1962-nucleotide messenger RNA. Its product is annotated as RING-H2 finger protein ATL74-like. Gene Ontology annotation, molecular function: transferase activity. Gene Ontology annotation, biological process: protein ubiquitination. The transcript has a single exon. The record is from RefSeq and is a predicted model, not a curated record. Bases 1082 to 1681 code for a protein of 199 amino acids. Lineage: Eukaryota; Viridiplantae; Streptophyta; Magnoliopsida; Santalales; Ximeniaceae.